AUGAAUGUGAGUGCUGUCGGACCGCAAAUGCGGGCCUUUACUUGUCGACUGCGACAGUUCUCCACCCAGCCACAAAUCACUCAUCCGUCGGUAGUAUUUGUGAAGGAUGUUCAAGCUCGUCAGAACUCCCUUCUUGGGCCAGAUAAGCAGUUUCCUUUGAAUGGAGAUACGUGUCCUAAGAUUCUGAUUCAGGAACAGCCGUUUGUGCAGGCGCAAGCAAAUGCUGGUGAUUGGCCCGUUGAGCUUACUGUGCAAGAGUGCCCAAGACUUUUGAAGAAAGAUAUGAAACAUCUCUUCCCCGGAAUGCAUUUCGAUAAUGUCAAUGUCAGUGUGAUCAACAUUACUCAAAAAACUGAACAUGAUAUGAAGGCAUGGAGUGAAGAAAUGGAGCAGGAGCGUGAGAUGCUCACGGCUUCGGGAAAGUUCACCAAUCACACUCUUUUCGAAACAGAUGAUGCUUACAAACAAAUGGGCUUCCGCAUCGAGGAUCUAGGUUGCUGUAAGGUCCUUCAACAUGUUGUGUGGGGUACAAAUGCGUUUGUUGGAACGCUCUUCACUGAUGCUCCACCGGACUGCACCAUUGUCAAGGAUAUCGUGCGCAAGGUAAACACGGAUGAAGCUGUUGUGAAUCAGCAG
Molecule: messenger RNA, 636 nt
Organism: Ostertagia ostertagi
Lineage: Eukaryota; Metazoa; Nematoda; Chromadorea; Rhabditida; Trichostrongylidae
Source: the annotation of a GenBank genome assembly